AUGGCAACACCAGUUUUCCACCAAUUCGAGCCUAUACCACAGUACGAAUCUUCGAGCCGACUCGCGAGCAAGAAAUAUGUCAAAGAAGUCUGUGACAUUCUUGGAAUUGACCCUACCCUAACAACCAACAACUCCGAACUUCCAAGGCCACUAGGCGGCGGAGCUGGAAGAGUAAAGAAGUUCCAACCCGGCGAGUCGAGAGAGUUUGUUGAGCGUACUAUAUCAACCUUGCCUGAAAGGCCUCGACUCGAUCCAAAAACGCCGGAGGGAGCUACAUUUACGUCGCUAGAGAAGUGGCUACACCAUGAAACGAAUGACACUUUCGAAAUAAGCCCCCAAGACGUUCGCAAGCGGGCUGCUUGGUCCUGGUGGAGGACUGCGAAGCUCCUGCGCCAAAGCGCCGACAAGUACUCUGAGGCACUAGAUGAUAGCCAGGUAUCUGGACCACGAACUUUUGAAAGUACAAUGAGCCUCUCAAAUGAACAGCUGCUCAAGUUUAAGCAGGCAUUAACAAUGAAAGCGGAAAGAGCUAUGAAUCAUGCUACGAAGCUAAAUAGUGACCUGGUUCCAGAGACCGACAUAAACUUAACCAAUUUCCCUUAUCAAUGGGGAAGCAAGAUAUCUCAGAAGGAUAUCGAGUACUACCGAGAGAUUGAUCUUAACAACGAAUUUGUUACCCGCUCGAAGAUGGCUAAGGCCUACGAGGACCAAUCUUGGCUCUAUGCUCAGGAAGCACUCCUACUUUAUGCCGAGGAAGCGCAAGAAGCAGAACUCAAGGGUCAUGUCUCACGCAUCAGGGUCAUCCCGCCACGAGUAUGGCCACCGCUGACAUAUCAAACAGGCACAAGGAAACAAGGAACAGAUAUCGAGCAGUAUACCAAUGAAGCCAUGGACAACUCCGGCAGCCUCUCAAGACUGUGGGCUAAAGCUGCAGAAUGGGGUGUGCAUAUGGCGGACAGCUUUCAUGCCUAUCACUUCCGCAGUUGGUGGAUCCGUGCUGCUAUGGCAAAGGGACAUGCUGAAUGGUUACUCAAAGAACCUCUGCCACAAUUCAGGCAACUUCUUCACACCGGAACAAAAGUAACUGCCCCUUGGAGACUUAUUCCGCCUCCUCCCAUCUCGUACUACGACAACGAUUGUGGGCCACAGUCGCUACUCGCGUUCCAGGCGUCUGAAGAGGAAUUGUUUGAGAGGGCUGGAAAGAAAUUAUUCCCUCACUUUCCGGAUGACGAAUACUAUACGAAGUACAAUCUUACAUCUCAUCAUGUUUGGGAGCUGCAGUCGAUGAUUGGUGAUCCCGAAUUCUCAUUUCUAUACGGCUGCCCUGACUUUGUUUUCACGGAGAAAGCAAAAACUGGCUGGGAACGCGAGAGACUAGGACUGUUCCCCACUGAUCAUGAAGAUUACGCGUUCAUGGUCGGCUUCCACGAGUAUUACUGCCGGAAGGGUCUCAUAGACCAGCUCCCAGUCUGUUCUGCGCCAUACGAAAAAGCACUCGCAGUGUGCGUUGACGAUGUAUUCCUUGCUCGGUCCCGAUCGCUCACCCAAGAAAUCAUUCUCCUCAACAGCAACCCUACCAAAGCCGUCGUCAACAACAUCAUUGCUGCUCUAGAAAUUCUUUAUGCACGACGCUUACACAUGACGUUCUGUGAGGCACGCGCAGCAGAUUUCGACGGUGCAGUCUACGACUUGGUACAGACGCACAUUGCGUCUCUCCAAUUACAAUUUCCAUGUGGCAUUGAGGACACCAAAACUCUUUUGUGCAUCCAGGAUCAGCUGAAAUACCCGCUGCUACCAUGGUUCCAGCUGUCCUUGAUGUGCACGAGGACGCACAUUCCGUCCGUGCUUCUCCGAUCCUGCACCACGGGGCGGAUCCACGACUUGCAGCACCCCAUCCCGCCCAACAUCUCAAACUGUUGGACGCUGACUCAUUCGCUGCGAUACUUCUUCGUCACUCGCAUCUACCACAUCUGCGUUUCUCUUGGUCACAGGAUUGUCCAUGAGCCGGAAAGGUCGGGAAAUAUAUCAAUGAUCUAUCUGCGCUUUGCGUUUGUGUUCCGCCCAUAUUUGGAAACAGGAUGUGAUUCGAGAAAGAUGCCAUAUGUGACGUCUGGGCUCCUGGAGAGUCGCGAGCAUGAUGUCCCAUACCUAGAUUGGCAGUUGUUAGCUGGUAUUCACUGUGCGCCAGAUUGCACUUGCCCAAUGAGAGAUAGGGAGGCGCAGAUGAGGUCGAAGUUGCGUGAUAAGCAAGGGACGAGUUUGGCGGCGCGGACAGGGAGGUUAAAUAUUGUUGAGUGGUUUAAUGGGCUGGAGAAAGACGGGAUUAAUAUUGCGUGUAUGAUGAUGGAUAGGGCAUAUUUUGCUGCGUAG
This is a messenger RNA of Fusarium redolens, 2370 nucleotides long. RefSeq lists its product as uncharacterized. The transcript has 8 exons. NCBI's taxonomy places the organism in Eukaryota, Fungi, Ascomycota, Sordariomycetes, Hypocreales, Nectriaceae. The coding region runs from base 1 to 2370 and encodes 789 amino acids. The record is from RefSeq and is a predicted model, not a curated record.